Messenger RNA from Oryzias latipes (Japanese medaka), 1967 nucleotides. It is a transcript of the gene slc45a2, whose product is annotated as solute carrier family 45 member 2. Lineage: Eukaryota; Metazoa; Chordata; Actinopteri; Beloniformes; Adrianichthyidae. Gene Ontology annotation, cellular component: membrane. Gene Ontology annotation, molecular function: sucrose:proton symporter activity. The record is from RefSeq and is marked provisional.
CUUCCUUCUGUGAAGUUAUGCCUAGUUUCUGGACUCUUUGCUCAGCUAUGCAAUAAGAAAGAGGAUUAACGGAGCCGAGCAGCAGGAAUUUGGCCUUUCAUCCAUCACCUGGUUCCCUCAAAGAAAAUACUCUUCCUCUCUUUCCUUUCUUUCUUUCUUUCUUCUACCCUCUUUCCAGCAUGACCCUGCUGUCAGAGGACCAGUCUGCCAGGCCCCAGCCCUGUCUGCUGUCAGAACCUGACAAACACAUCAGCACUUCUUUAGACCAGUACAGACCAGACUACACUAAAGAGGACUACAUGGACAGUGUGGAGACCUCAGUGUUUGGGACUGUGGAGCCCCCUCGACGUUCUCGUGGUCGCCUGAUCCUCCACAGUAUGGUUAUGUUUGGUCGGGAGUUCUGCUAUGCGGUGGAAGCGGCAUUUGUCACACCGGUGCUUCUCAGCGUAGGUCUCCCCCGCAGUCUGUACAGCCUGGUGUGGCUGAUCAGCCCCAUCCUGGGCUUUCUGCUUCAGCCCAUCAUCGGCUCAGCAAGUGACUACUGCCGGUCUUCCUGGGGCAGGAGGAGGCCCUACAUCCUGGUCCUCGGUAUCCUCAUGCUGGUGGGGCUCAGCAUGUUUCUCAAUGGAGAUGCAGUGGUCUCAGAGCUCGUCAGUGACAGGUCAUCCAGAAGUACGUGGGCCAUCGUGGUGGUCAUGUUUGGGGUUGUGCUGUUCGACUUUGCUGCAGAUUUCAUCGACGGGCCAAUCAAGGCCUACCUGUUUGAUGUGUGCUCAUACCAAGACAAGGAAAGAGGUCUACAUUAUCACGCUUUAUUCACAGGACUGGGCGGAGCUUGUGGUUACCUGGUUGGAGCAAUGGACUGGGGUCACUCUGUAUUGGGGCGCCUCCUGGGCUCUGAGUACCAAGUGAUCUACUUCUUCUCUGCACUCACUUGGGGCGUCUUUCUCAUCGUGCACCUCUUCAGUAUUCCAGAGAAACCUCUGGCCAAAGUGCCAUCUGAAUCCUCAGCUUCCAGUGCGCUCCGUUUAUUAGGCCCCCACAGCAAUGGCUACGGAGCACUGGGGAAGGAGCCUGUCUCUCCUGUCAUCCCAACAUCCAGCCCUGAGAUCAGGCCAAGGUCCUACUCGGCGAUUGGAGAAAGACCAAGAUCUUUCUCUGCUCUCGGUGAAGCCAACUCUGUGACUUCAAGUGCCAAACAGCCAAUUAAGGAGGACCAGAAGAAGAUGACGUUCAGGUCUUUGAUGAAAGCUAUCUUCAACAUGCCAAACCACUACCGCUUCCUGUGCAUCAGCCACCUGCUGGGAUGGGCAGCUUUUCUCUGCAACAUGCUCUUCUUCACUGACUUCAUGGGACAGAUUGUUUAUAGGGGAAAUCCUUAUGCAGAACACAACUCCACGGCUUACGUCACGUAUGAGAGAGGAGUUGAAGUUGGCUGCUGGGGACUGUGUAUUAAUGCAGUUUCCUCUGCUCUCUACUCGUACGUGCAGCGCUUCCUCCUUCCGUACAUUGGCCUGAAGGGAUUAUACUUCAUGGGCUACUUUGUGUUCGGCAUGGGUACCAGUCUAAUUGGCCUCUUCCCAGAGGUCAUAGCCACACUCAUCCUCUGCAGCGUGUUUGGCGUCAUGUCUAGCACGCUCUACACAAUCCCGUUCAACCUAAUUGCUGAGUAUCAGCGGGAGGAAGAGGAACAAGUAAAGCUGCAGGGAGGCAAUGAAUGCCCUCGAGGCACCGGGAUGGACUGUGCUGCACUCACUUGUAUGGUCCAGCUGGCUCAAAUCAUUGUGGGGGCGGGACUCGGGGCUCUGGUCAACGCGGCAGGAAGUGUCAUCGUGGUGGUUCUAUCAGCUUCCUCUAUCUCCCUCAUAGGCUGCAUCUUCAUUGCUCUCUUUAUCAGAUAUGUGGAAUGAUAUUUCUUUUAAAGUGAACUGUGCUGCUUUAUUAAAUAAAGAGUCUUUAAUAUAUCA